This is a messenger RNA of Fraxinus pennsylvanica, 2367 nucleotides long. NCBI's taxonomy places the organism in Eukaryota, Viridiplantae, Streptophyta, Magnoliopsida, Lamiales, Oleaceae. The record is from the annotation of a GenBank genome assembly.
AUGGUGAAGUUUUCUAAGCAGUUUGAGUCUCAGCUUGUUCCUGAAUGGAAAGAGGCAUUUGUCGAUUACAAACUACUCAAGAAAGACCUUAAGAAAAUCCAUCUCCUCAGCAAUGAAACUGAAAAUAGGAAGAAAGGAAAUGAUUCUUUAUCCGAGUCCCUAUUCUCGUCUCUAAGGAACUAUAAUUUCCUUGGCCAUAAGCAAAGAGAACAUAGAGUUAUUCAAGUUCGACAUAAACUUGAUGCUUCAUCUAGCAAGGGAGACUUGUAUGAGACAGAGCUGUUGGAGAAGUUUGCUGAUACUGAUGCUGCUAUCGACUUUUUUGCAUGUCUGGACCUUCAGCUUAACAAAGUGAAUCAAUUUUAUAGAAUGAAAGAGAAGGAAUUUCUUGAGAGGGGCGACUCGUUGCUAAAACAAAUGGAGAUUCUUAUUGAGCUGAAAUCUGCUCUUAAGCAAAGAUGCUUGAAAGGGGCUUCUUCCCAAGACUUAAAGGAGGAUGAUUCGAUAUCAGGCACCAUAUCAUGUGAUUUAGAGUCCAUAAAGGACAGGACAGAACUGGAGCCAGAGCUGGAGAUGGAGCCGGAGAAUUCGACUGAUGAAAUUGAAAGAAAUGAUAUGCAAUUACCAGACUUUCCGAAAUCUGGUGAACUUGGAAAAUCAAUUGGAAUGAAAAGACAAGUCUCUCUUUCAAAUCGAGUUAUUAACUACCAGGGGAAGAGCUUAAGGAUUCACAUUCCCCUGACGAAUCUGACUCGUACAUUUUCAGCUAUAACUUAUUUACUUUGGGAUGAUUUAGUAAAUCAAUCCUCCAAGAAAUGUGGUCCAGAGGGAAAUAAGUUGCAUAUCAACAAAAAAAAGCUACAUCAUGCUGAGAAGAUGAUUAAAGGAGCAUUUGUUGAGCUCUACAAAGGAUUAGACUAUCUCAAAACUUACAGGAACCUGAACAUGCUUGCUUUCGCAAAGAUUUUGAAGAAGUUCGACAAAGUGACUAACAAAGAAGUUCUCCCCAUUUAUUUAAAAGUUGUUGAGAGCUCCUACUUCAACAGCUCAGACAAGGCUCUGAAGUUAGCAGAUGAGGUUGAGGAGCUUUUCAUCAAACAUUUUGCUGAAGAUGAUAAAAGAAAGGCCAUGAAGUACCUUAAACCGACCCUGCGAAAAGAAUCACAUUCUGUAACAUUUUUCAUUGGGCUAUUUGCAGGAUGUUUCCUUGCUCUUUUCGUCGGAUAUGUUAUCAUGGCUCAUGUUACAGGAAUGUAUAGGCCUAAAUCAGAUAUGAUGUACAUGGGAACUGUCUAUCCUGUCUUAAGCAUGUUCAGCCUACUGUUUUUGCAUUUCUUCCUAUAUGGAUGCAACAUUUUCAUGUGGAGAAAAACCAGAAUAAAUUAUAGCUUCAUCUUUGAGCUUUCUCCAACAAAAGAACUCAAGUAUAGAGACGUAUUCUUGAUCUGUACUACAUCAAUGACUGCUGUAGUCGGGGUUUUGUUUGCUCAUCUAUCGCUCGUCGCAAAAGGCUAUUCUUAUGCUCAAGUUCAAGCUAUCCCAGGUCUUCUUCUACUGUUUUUUCUUGUGCUCUUGGUCUGUCCAUUCAACAUUUUCUAUAAAUCGAGCCGGUUUCGCUUCCUUUGUGUAAUAAGGAACAUCGUUUUGUCACCUUUGUACAAGGUUGUCAUGCUGGAUUUUUUCAUGGCUGAUCAACUUUGUAGCCAGGUGCCAAUGCUGAGAGACCUGGAGAAUGUGGCAUGCUAUUAUAUAACUGGAAGCUACAAAACUCAGGAUUAUAAAUAUUGCAUGAGGACAACAUAUUACAGAGAUCUUGCUUAUGCAGUUUCCUUCCUACCAUACUACUGGAGGGCUAUGCAGUGUGCUCGUAGAUGGUUCGAUGAAGGACAUAAAAGCCACCUAGUAAACCUGGGAAAAUACGCGUCCGCAAUGCUGGCUGCCGGAGCCAAAGUGGCAUAUGAGAAAGAAAAAAGUGUAGGACGGAUUUGCCUAGUUGUAGUUAUGUCGAGUGCGGCAACUGUGUAUCAACUAUAUUGGGACUUUGUAAAAGAUUGGGGUUUGCUUCUCAAAGUAAGGUUCUUAGGUACCGACAGAGAUGAACUAAUUCUUCGUCAGAAAUUUGUUUACUUUUUCUCAAUGGGGUUGAACCUUGUUCUCAGGCUAGCUUGGCUGCUAACAGUUUUACACUACAAUUUUGGAAGUGUAGAUUACAGAGUAACUGGAUUAUUUUUAGCAGCACUAGAAGUCAUUAGAAGAGGAAUGUGGAAUUUUUACAGAUUGGAGAAUGAGCAUCUGAAUAAUGCUGGCAAAUUUAGAGCUGUGAUAUCUGUGCCACUUCCUUUUCAUGAAAUGGAUGAUCAAGAUUGA